Molecule: messenger RNA, 4080 nt
Organism: Porites lobata
Lineage: Eukaryota; Metazoa; Cnidaria; Anthozoa; Scleractinia; Poritidae
Source: the annotation of a GenBank genome assembly
AUGACAGAUGGUCCUAUUGAUGAUACCGUUGACACUGGUUGUGACAGUGCCAAUGCUGUGUUUGCUGCUGAUGCCACUGAAAGUGGUAGUAGUGGAACUGGUGUCGUUGAUGCUGGUGUAAUGACAGAUGGUCCUAUUGAUGAUACCGUUGACACUGGUUGUGACAGUGCCAAUGCUGUGUUUGCUGCUGAUGCCACUGAAAGUGGUAGUAGUGGAACUGGUGUCGUUUAUGCUGGUGUAAUGACAGAUGGUCCUAUUGAUGAUACCAUUGACACUGGUUGUGACAGUACCAAUGCUGUCUUUGCCGCUGAUGCCACUGAAAGUGGUAGUUGUGAUGUUGGGGGUGCUGCUAGUUGUGUCCCUGGUAAUGAUAACAGUGUUGGUGGUAGUGCCAUUGAUAGUAUUUGUAAGGGGACUGAUGGUACACAUGAAGUGCUCACUGAUGGAAUAUCUGAUGAUUGUGAUUAUGCUAAUGAUAGUGGUUUCAUUGAUGAUCAUCUUUGUAAUUCUAUUGCUGAUACAAAUGAUGAUGGUCUUGGUGCUACAACUGUUAAUGGUUAUGUUGGUGAUCGAGGUGUGUCCAGUGAUAUCAGGGGUGGUGGUGGUACCAAUGCUACUGUUAGUGCCAGUACCUUUGGUGAAUGCGAUGCUAAAAAAGUGGCUGUCAUCAAGCCGUUUCCUCAGACUUAUCAAGUAUGUUCGAACUUUUAAUUUAAUUUAAAAAUUAAUUCUAUACUUAACUGAGUGUCGUCAAUGAGUGUUAGGCUGCCAGAAUAAACCGUGUGCAUUUUAAGCCUUUGUGGCGGAUCUUUUAUAUUACAUAGGUCAUAUGAUAAUCAUCCAGAGCGAUGUUUGUUUCAAUCCAUUUUAUUCACGUUUGUCUGUACACAUAAGGGGCAAAAUCCCUUGAGACCUUCAUUGAGAAUAUAAAACAUACAAGCUAAAAUAUGUUUUUGAGCGAUUUUGGUCAGGAGUUAUUUUAUAGCAGGCUAAAACGCUGUCAUCCAACUAACAUUUACUCUUUCUUUGUUAAAAUUAUUCGUGAAUGGAAUGACCUGCCCGCCAAUGUUGUUGAGAUAGGAAAUUUAAGACGUUUUAAAAUAGCUCUUAAAUCGUACAUGCGUAUUUCUUAGGUUUUUAUCCAUCUUAGAUCUUGGAUUUUAGUCAUAAGCAUAUAUUUUUAAUUUUUAUUUUUGGAAGUUUAUUUUCAUAGGGUCAACCUCUUAAACUUCCUUUUUAGGGUAUAAUUUGUAUUUUAUUUCUUAUGAUACCUUAAAUAAAGUAUGUAUGUAUGUAUGUUUACCCUUACUUCAACUCAGAGGACUGUUCUGAUGUGUCGGCGGUAUUAAAAAAGCCCCCAUUUUGGAUGGUCUUUUCCCUCAAUGCCUCGUUGUUGGGGAUUUGUCGCUAAGUUUUUCCAUCAUGAAGUACUCUAGUACUCAGGGUAAUGUGUCCGCACGCUUCACGUAAUGUUUAAUAACAAAGAACAAACUGUUUUUCCAUUUUCUUACUUAGCAACCCAAUGGAGAGUACGUAGUAAACCAAUGGAGUAUGAUCAGCAACGAUAACCGCUAUCAACUGUUAGGUAAUCUUAUGAGAACAUCUAAGAACGUUCUAGCUUGCAAAUACACCAGUCUGUCCUCGCUCUUUGCCGUUAGGAAAGGCUGUAUGCUGUUUUAACUUUUGUUGAACAUAAUCAUUUCUACAAGCCUGCGAGCUACUCCAUAACGUAGACAGCUUUGUUUAUGCAAACUGCUUUAAUUUCUUCAUUGUAUUAUCAAGAUCCAAUAAAGGCACUGGUAACUUUAUAACUGAUCGAGUAUUGUGGAGAUUAUUAGAAGAAAUUGCGUGUGGCGCGGAGGUCAAUUAAAGAGGUUUUUUACGUCAUAGUUGCGAACCAUCUAUUUUGCAUGAAACGAAUAACGUCUUGGUCUAUAGAAAAGGAGGAGAAAAUUUUUUCGUUGCUUUGCAAAAAACGUAAAAUUUGUGACUUAACUGGUUUACUAAGUACAUACUAUUUUGGAAAUAUUUAGAAUAAUUUUAUGUUUGAUAUCUUACCUCAGAUCUUGGAAAUUUUGAUCUUGAAAAUGGAAGUCUUUGCUGAGAUUCUGCCGCAGUGAAGUGUACUCUUUACAGGUGAACUAGAUUUUCGUGAUGUGUCUGUUAUUGUUUAUCAUUUUCCCCAAACUUUCCCUAAAACUACAGUUGAAUAUUUUGGUUCAUGAGGAACACUUUCCAUGUAACUACCAAUGUUGUUGCGAUUGGGUGCGGCUGUGAAACUAAACGUGGAAAAUAGAGCUACGUCCAUUCAGAAGGCAAUUAUCUCCCAAAUUUUCUUAAAACAGAAACUUAACGACCAUCGUGGCUCCUUGUUCGCUCCAAUCAACCGGAAAGGAAACCAACUCUGAUAACCUUAUUUAUUGCGAAUCACACUGUCACAAUUCAGCAUUUAGUUAUUUGCCUUUGGCACAAAGCAAAAAUAGUAAAACUGAGCAAAUUUUGGAAACUAAGAUUUAAAAAAGCCCAUCUUAUAGGAGCAAACCAGUUGACUGUUCCCAAGCAUGGUGGAAGGAUUGGGUUACCGGAAGAGACUCUUGGUAUUGGCCUGGGUGGGCCGGAACCAAUAAGGCCUGCGCACUCUUGCGCACUUCGUAGUUAUAGCUCAAGUUUAGCUCAAGUAGCCACAAGAUCUUAUUUACUUCCGGUACAAUUUACCAUGGAAAGACCAACGUUUAAGUAACUUUCACUUGAAUUUCACUUUUUUAUGUCUCUUGUUGUUUGUAAGUGUUCAGUUUGUAUCAAUUUGGAAAAUUGUUGUGGUAUUUUUUUCUUUGCAGGAGCAAUCUACCGACUUUGUGUUCCAAGUAAAAAAGCCAACAAUUGUUAAAGAUAACACUAAUAAUAGUUGAAUAAUUUACUCAUUUCUAUAGCGCAAAUUGUUAAACAAUAAAAAUGCAAGCAAUGGAAAUUGUUUUUUUCCAACUCCGUGAAAAGUAUUUAAAUAGUGAUAGUUAAGAUAAUUCCCUGUCACAUCAUAGCUGUAUUGAGUCAUCAAGCUGUGAAUGACCUGUAAGAAGCUGUUAGCCACCCGUGUCGUAAUCAGACUUGUAAGGUUGUGUUUUUGACAUCGCAUUGUUAAUUCAUAAGAACGUUUAGCCAAUCACAGUCGGAGAAGAAGCUUCAAACCUCUCUAAAAUCGACAACAAGACAGGAUUUUAAAACUGUAAUUUUAUUAAUUUCUUAUGUUUUGCAUUUGUGGGGAUGAAGUGCUCCUCUCGUCACACUGUUGCCCCCAUAGCCUCGACAUUUUGUACUCCUGGAAUGUACGUAUAGCUUAGUGGGGGCCCUAGGGAGGCCUACGAUUGGUCACAGCGGACCCUGAGGGGAGGCCCAACUCCCUUCCCUAUAUCGGUCUGUGCAUCUUCCAUAUUUACCCAGGAACGGUCACAGUCGGCCCUGGGAGGAGGCUCAACUCCCUCCUCCAUACCAGUGUGUGUACCACCCUGGUGGUAGGUUUUCUUUAGCUCACAAAAUCCAGGAAUACAUGGGGCUGACCUUUUAAGUUUCAGUGGAGCACUUUGUCUCCCACUUCCCCCUUUUGAGCCACACCAAGUUGUUGUUUUUGUUGCCGUUCAGUAUAAUAAUUUUGGGUCUUCAAACAUGAGGAGGUUGAUUAAUUUCUUAUCUGGUAGUAUGAAAAGUUGUAUGAGUAAACACCUUGUAAUUUUUAUAUUGCGCUCCUUGUUUCCUACUGACUGGAAAGCCCAAUCUUAAGUGUGAAAGAGAGACAGACAAGCCUGUCUCCCUCUCGCGCGUCCGUUCUUUCUUGCAAGCGCCUGCUACGCAGGCUACAAUCAUUACCCGUAAAAAUUUAAUAUGGUCCCUGCAAACCAGAAAGUAGCAAGUUCCGUCCCUAUUUUUAAUCUGAACAUUCGCUGGCAUAUCCUUUUUUAGUAGACAAUUUAUUUACGUUACAACAUUCUUUCACCUUUUCAUGUUUGGAGUUCACAAGAGCUUCAAGGGCAGGUUAUUCGUCGAGGCGAAUACGUUGGUAUCAUCAGGAAAAAUUUUGAAGCUUGA